CAAUCACCACCCUUAGGAUCUAAACGAUCCAAAUAUCCGCCAGCGAUCGUCCAGUGGUCAUCAAAAAGCUUGUUCCACCGUAUCGCCCACCAAUCACGAUUGAUUGAUCCAGCCCGACAUCGAAGGUUCCCCCGCAAACUAAAUCUCGUGAGCGAGGACAAUAGACUAUAGAGGCAGGAAUGCAACCACACACAGAGGAAGACAUUCUGAGCAGCUCUUCCGAGGACGGGUUUGAUUUAUUGGCUCCGGCACCUGUUCCGAAGGAGUUGCCGAAGAGCUAUGCUGCAGCGGCACCUGAGCCGGUUCUGCCCUCGGGGGAUUGGAACAUAAAUGAUGUGAGCGGGGAUGGGAAAGUUGGGGGAAAAUUUUAUGCCUCGGAAAUCGCGAAACCGCCCCAUGGGGGGCGAAGGGGAAACGGUGUCAAGCGUUAUCAUGGUGAUGACAAGGAGUAUAAGGAGCCGAUGUCGCAUCGGAAGACUGGGGGAAGCUCAACAUCGCCGGAUGGGUACGAAACGAAGGACAAAACCCCUAGGAGGGGGAAAGGAAGAUUGGUCUCAGGCGACUACCCCGUGUCGAGCAACCUAACCCGUGUCGGUAGUAUCCGUUUCGCGCCUCUCAACAUCCCACUCAAACGCCGUCUCCAGACAACCGCGGUCCUUUGGCACACAUUUGCAAUCGCAAUUUUCGUCUCACUCUUUUGGUUCCUGCUCGCGAUACCCUUGACCUGGCCGCUGCUGAUACCCUACCUCAUCUACGUCCUAUACUCCAACUCCCACCGCGACGGUUCAUCCCCGGUGAUCCGCUCCUCGUUGUUCCGCUCACUUCCCAUGUGGCGUCUCUUGACGGGCUACUUCCCACUAAACCUCCACCGUAGCAGCCCCCUCCCCCCAAACCGAAACUAUAUCUUCACUUACCACCCCCACGGGAUAAUCUCACAUGGAGCCUUUGGACACUUUUGCACAGAGGGCACAACUGGCUUCGAAAAGCUCUUUCCCGGAAUAAAAAACACCCUCUUAACCUUGGAAUCCAACUUUCGCAUCCCGUUCUACCGUGAGUACCUACUAAAGCUCGGCCUUGCCAGCGUCUCCCGUCGCAGCUGCGAAGCACUCCUCCGUGGCGAGGGCAAGGCAAGGCAAUCGUGGCUAGCCAAGAAAUUUUUCAAAUCCCCACCACCGCAACCCGCCCCCGGCGGCCGUGCAAUCACCAUCGUCGUAGGCGGUGCGCGAGAAAGUCUUGAGGCGAUCCCGGGAACCAUGAAGCUAGUCCUCAAGCGCCGCCGCGGCUUCUUGAAAAUAGCUAUUCGCGAAAACGCGGGUGUGGUGCCAGUAUUAUCAUUUGGCGAGAAUGACCUAUACGACCAAGUGGUCCCCAGCUCCAAUUCACUCAUCAGAAAACUACAGAUGCUUGUUAAGAAGACUGCAGGAUUCACCGUUCCGUUGUUUCAUGCUAGGGGUGUGUUUAAUUAUGAUGUGGGCUUCCUGCCAUAUAGAAGAGAGGUGAAUACCGUCAUCGGCCACCCGAUAUUCCCGAAGCAACAAAGCGACUCUCCAAGGGAUCCGGAAGUGGAUGAGUUACAAGAGAGGUACAUUGCGGAGCUGCAGAGGCUUUGGGAUGAGUGGAAGGACGUGUUCGCGAAAGAUAGGCAACCUGGGGAAGAAGGGGAGUUGGUGAUUUUGGAGUGA
This is a messenger RNA of Tuber melanosporum (Perigord truffle), 1682 nucleotides long. RefSeq lists its product as uncharacterized. Gene Ontology annotation, cellular component: endoplasmic reticulum membrane. Gene Ontology annotation, molecular function: diacylglycerol O-acyltransferase activity. Bases 180 to 1682 code for a protein of 500 amino acids. The record is from RefSeq and is a predicted model, not a curated record. Gene Ontology annotation, biological process: triglyceride biosynthetic process. Lineage: Eukaryota; Fungi; Ascomycota; Pezizomycetes; Pezizales; Tuberaceae. The transcript has 3 exons.